UGGCGCCGCGGCCCUUCCGACUUCCCUGUGGUGCGGGAGCGCCGGAAAGGAGGCGAGCGAGGCCUGCGCUUUGCGGCAGCGUCGUGCGCGCGCCCGGUGAGCCCGCGCCAUGGCGGACAUGGAGGACCUGUUCGGGAGCGACGUCGAUUCCGAGCCCGAGCAGAAAGAUUCUGACUCUGGAUCUGACUCUGACUCUGAUCAGGAGAAUGCUGGCUCUGGCAGUAAUGUUUCUGGAAGUGAGAGUGACAGAGAUGAUGACAGAGAGGCAAUAAAGCCCAGUAACAAAGAGUUAUUUGGAGAUGAUAGUGAGGAUGAGGGAGCAUCCCACCAUACUGGGAGUGACAUCCGAUCUGAAAGAUCAUACAAUCAGUCUGAAGCUUCGGGACAUUCUGAACAUGAAGAUAAUGACCAGUCAGAUAUAGAUCAGCAUAGUGGUUCAGAAGCUGCUGAUGACGAUGAUGACAGAGGACACGGAUCAGAUGAAGGUAGCCAUCACUCAGAUGCAGAUGGAUCUGAAAAAGCACAUUCGGAGGAUGAAAAAUGGGGCAAAGAGGACAAAAGUGAUCAGUCAGAUGAUGAUGAGAAGCUGCAGAAUUCUGAUGAUGAGGAAAGGCCGCAAAACUCUGAUGAUGAAGAGAAGGUUCAGAACUCUGAUGAUGAUGAAAGGCCUCCAAUUUCUGAUGAUGAGGAAAGACUACAAAACUCCGAUGAAGAGAAAAUGCAGAACUCAGAUGAUGAAGAGAGGCCUCAGCUCUCUGAUGAGGAGAAGAUGCAGAAUUCUGAUGAUGACGAAAGGGCCCAGCAUUCUGAUGGGGAGAAGAUGCAGAAUUCUGAUGAUGAUGAAAGGGCCCAGCAUUCUGAUGAAGAUCACAGGCGUUCAGAUGAUGAAGAGGAACAGGAGCAUAAAUCUGAGUCUGCAAGAGGCAGUGACAGUGAAGAUGAAAUUUUGCGAAUGAAACGUAAAAAACCAAUUGCAUCAGAUUCAGAAAUGGACAGCGAUGCAGAAGGACAGAAAGAUCACAGGGAUGCGAUAGAUUUGUUUGGAGGUGCAGAUGACAUUUCUUCAGGGAGUGAUGGGGAAGACAAGCCACCAACUCCAGGGCAACCUAUUGAUGAGAAUGGAUUGAAUCAGGAGCAACAGGAAGAAGAACCUAUUCCAGAAACGCGAAUAGAAGUAGAGAUACCAAAAGUAAACACUGACUUAGGAAAUGACUUGUAUUUUGUGAAGCUGCCCAACUUCCUCAGCGUGGAGCCCAGACCUUUUGAUCCUCAGUAUUAUGAGGAUGAAUUUGAAGAUGAGGAGAUGCUUGAUGAAGAAGGUAGAACAAGGUUAAAACUAAAGGUGGAAAACACCAUACGUUGGCGAAUGCGACGAGAUGAAGAGGGAAAUGAGAUUCGAGAAAGCAAUGCUCGGAUAGUCAAGUGGUCAGAUGGAAGCAUGUCGCUGCAUUUGGGCAAUGAGGUCUUUGAUGUGUACAAGGCACCAUUACAGGGAGAUCACAACCAUCUGUUUAUCAGACAAGGAACUGGUCUACAGGGACAGGCUGUGUUCAAGACUAAAUUAACCUUCAGGCCUCACUCUACGGACAGCGCCACCCACAGGAAGAUGACUUUGUCUCUUGCAGAUAGAUGUUCAAAGACCCAAAAAAUUCGUAUCUUGCCCAUGGCUGGUCGUGAUCCAGAGUCUCAGCGCACAGAAAUGAUUAAGAAAGAAGAGGAGAGAUUAAGAGCGUCUAUUCGCAGAGAAUCCCAGCAGCGGAGAAUGCGGGAGAAGCAGCACCAGCGUGGUCUGAGUGCAAAUUAUUUAGAACCUGAUCGUUAUGAUGAGGAGGAUGAAGGAGAAGAGGCAAUCAGUCUGGCAGCUAUUAAAAACCGCUAUAAAGGUGGUAUAAGAGAGGAACGUGCUAGAAUCUAUUCUUCAGACAGUGAUGAGGGAUCAGAUGAAGACAGAACGCAGAGACUACUCAAGGCAAAGAAACUAACCAGUGAUGAGGAAGGUGAACCUUCUGGAAAGAGGAAAGCAGAGGAUGAUGACAAAGCAAGUAAAAAGCACAAGAAAUAUGUGAUCAGCGAUGAAGAGGAAGAUGAUGAUUAAAAUUGGGGAAAGCUGAUGACUUUUUAUAUAUAUAUUGUACAGUUCUUUUACAGCAAAGAUGUAAGUAAACGUAAUGUGGUUAUUUUGAUAAAGGAAACUUACACUGAGAUCUGUAAGUCAGGUGUGAAUAAAUUUUUCUGAAUGACA
Molecule: messenger RNA, 2242 nt
Organism: Chrysemys picta bellii (western painted turtle)
Lineage: Eukaryota; Metazoa; Chordata; Testudines; Emydidae
Gene: LEO1
Product: LEO1 homolog, Paf1/RNA polymerase II complex component
Biological process (GO): transcription elongation by RNA polymerase II; positive regulation of transcription elongation by RNA polymerase II
Cellular component (GO): Cdc73/Paf1 complex; nucleus
Molecular function (GO): RNA polymerase II C-terminal domain phosphoserine binding
Source: RefSeq, a predicted model, not a curated record